AUGGUGAAUAGAAUAGAAAAAGGCAUACAGGCUAGCAAAAUUGAAUAUGCUAGGUUACUAUUUAUUACGUACAAAUUUGUUGCUGUGCAUACUUACUUCCCAAAAGCUUUUCUCCGGCUAAAAGAAACUCAUCGUUUCGAAGUUCUUUGCCGAAAACUUAUCGAGCAGAAAAGGUCUCAUGCUCAUUUCUAUGCUAUCGUUACAUAG
Clunio marinus is the source of this 207-nucleotide messenger RNA. NCBI's taxonomy places the organism in Eukaryota, Metazoa, Arthropoda, Insecta, Diptera, Chironomidae. The record is from the annotation of a GenBank genome assembly.